ACCCCUAAUUUUAGCAAAUUGAUCUUGGAUCACUCGGAAAGCCAUCUAGGAUUGGAUAAUUUCUCAUGCUGAGUCGAAUGGUGACGUUUGUUUUCGGAUUCGAAAUGAUCUGACACUGUUAUAUGAAUAUUUCCGAAAUGUCGACUCAUUUGUUAUAUAGCGGUAGAUCUUGUGAAUUUUUGAAAAUUCUUAAAUAACACUAUCAAAUCAUUUCGAAUCCGAAAACAAACGUCACUAUUCGACUCAGCAUGAGGAAUUAUCCAAUCCUAGAUGGCUUUCCGGGUGAUCCAAGAUCAAUUUGCUAAAAUCAGGGGUCUCAAGAAAAACCUUAUAACUCUUCAACGGAGCUAGCUAGAAAAGUCGGCCUUACGUAGAUCGAUAGAGAACAAUUUUGCCUAUAAAACAAGUAAAUUCAUAAUCCAGUAAAGUUGCGAAAUGACUCCAGAAUAACGGGUUCAAAAUGUCCACUGAGAAUGUAUUUGAUUGGUCCAUUAUCAACGAAUAGUAUUUUAGCACAUAUUAUGUGUCCCGGUCUUAUCUUUGUAAUGAUGAAAACCGCACCUCUCUAUCUAGUUCCUAUCAAAAGUUAUUAAAAAAAUGCCCAACCGCCUUUUUUUUUGGAAAUGGAUAAUAGUGAUGCACAAGGAAAAAUAACUAAUUAAUAUAAAUCGAUAAGAACUAAAACCGGCAAGAGAAAGUAACAUAAACAUACAAGAGACCAAGAACUAAAAUCAAAGAAGCAAUGGACGUACUUAGUGUAGAAUCCUAUCUACAAUAGAAGUAUUUUCAAAACAAUAUCAUGUAUAUGUAAUUUUUCAAGAAAAAAUUAAAGAACAUCAGCUGAUGCCAUCAGUUACUGACCGUCUUUUCUCUUAUAUCAAUAUAUCACAUAAUGAUUAAUUUUUGAUUGCAUUUCUUUUGACAUCAUUCUUACAUGAACACGAAAAAUUUUAUUUUCUCUUUUCCAAUUAUUUAUAUUCAACAUACAUUUAAUUCUGUUUAUUUUAAUUUUUCACUGCAGUUGCUUCGACGUAUGAAGGCGGAUAUGUUGGCAUAUAUUCUUGAUGCUGAUAUGACUGUUUUGGCUCAUUGUUCAUUGCGUAGGGAUGCGACUGAGAAUCUGCCACCCUUACAUUGUUCUUUUUCACACAAUAAAUAAUGAGGAGAAUGAUAAGAAUAAUGAGGAGAAUAGCCACUAAACAGCCAAUGGAAAUACCAAUAAUGGCACCAGUACUGAGAUUUACAGUAUCCGUCGAAGAAGUGCAUGAACUAUUAGCAUUAGUACCAUAUGCAGUUUGGUAGCAUGUAUUACCCAUUUUUUAACAAAUUAUUCUAAUGAAUAUUUAUCGUCCAACGAAAAGAUAUUUAUGUUUACACCAACUGAAAGUCUGAAUUCGAAAAAAAAUUUCUUUAAUAAAUAUUCUCACUAUUCGGAAGUAGAAUAGUGUGUUGUUAUAAGCGUAGACAAAAAGUAACCAGUACGUAACUAUUGACAAACUUUUUCUCAUACAUUUAUUCACCGAAUAUAGUUGGAAAUUUUUUUCACUCUAUGAUGUCAUAAACAAACAAUUGACAAGAAUCACGAAAACAGUUGCAAGAAAUACCAACUCUCUUAAGUAGGAUGCCUAAUGGAAGAAAUUCAAUCAACAACACUUUGAAUAGAGUAUAUAAUAGAAAUAUUAUUCAGAAAACGAAUGAAAAAUUUAAGAACAUGUCUAAUGGAAUGUCUAUUGAAUUUUAGCAACAUCAGGUAAUAUGAAUGCAUUAGAGAAAAGAAGAAAAAAAAUCAUUAUUUAUAUUUCUUCGUAAUAAAAUCAACAAAAAAAUGAGUAAUUGGAAAAUAAUUUUUCGUACUUCAGUUGGCUUUUUCCGAGAUAUUUUGAAGUUUUUUUUCACCUUACAGUUGUACUUCUUUAUAUAAAAGACUGUGUUCAAGUCAGAAGACAUGUAUUAUUAGUUCUGUUGCACUGAGAAAAUAAAUGCUUCACAUGAAUAGACUCGGCUUGCCUAUUAUACUCAUAUUAUUUAAACUUAUUUUUGUUACGGGAGCACCUCCAUCUCCUGUUAAAUUGGUUGUCAACAAUCCUGGUAGUGAGAGCUCAAGCGAUAGAUCGAACAGUAAGUCUUAUACGUAAAAUUGUUGUAUAUAAUAAUAUUGUUAUACUAUCAACUAAAAUUGUGUUUGAAAAACAAUUGAGAAUAUCGUUUUCAAGCCUUCAACCAAAACUAAACUGACACAGUAGAAUUUAAUAAAUAGAGAACUCCUCUAUUCUGUUCUUACAAAUUAAACUAUCCUAGAUGGUGUUUCACCUAAAUCAUCAGCAGCAACGGCGUCGAGCUCAUCAUCAAGUUGUUUUUCGAGCGAUACAUUUAUCACUUUGUCCAAUCAAAAACAAAUUCCAAUUGAACAACUUCGAUCCGCUGAUGAAUUAUUAACAACUGAUGGAUCUAUCAUUUUUCCAACGCAGAUGAUGAUCAUGCUUGACAAAAGCAAAUUCUCACAAGCUAUGUUUCAUACUAUUACAACUGCAUCUGGACACAACGUUAGCCUCACUGAACUCCACUUAAUUGCUAUCAUUAAAAAUGAUAACACAAUAAAUUAUGUUCCUGCUAAACAGAUUAAGAUUUAUGAUGUUGUUUAUGUUAUGUCUAAUGAUAAACUUGUUUCAUCAAUAGUUACAAAUGUAAUCCGAGAAAUGAAAACUGGAUAUUAUGCACCAUUGACCACAAGUGGUACAUUAUUUGCCAAUGGUAUCUUGACUAGUUGUUAUGCUAAUGUUCAUAGUCACAAAGUAGCACAUGUUGCCAUGAGUCUAUUACGUUUUUAUCAUUGGUUAGCUCAAUUAUUAUUUAUUAAUGAACCUUUUGGCCAUCAAGACAUGGAAGGUAUGCAUGUCGUACCAAAAGUUAUGUACGAACUUGCUCAAUUUUUGUAUCCUUCGGCACUACGCUUUUCAUAA
This is a messenger RNA of Rotaria sp. Silwood2, 2960 nucleotides long. Lineage: Eukaryota; Metazoa; Rotifera; Eurotatoria; Philodinida; Philodinidae. The record is from the annotation of a GenBank genome assembly.